Venturia canescens is the source of this 1201-nucleotide messenger RNA. RefSeq lists its product as uncharacterized. Bases 422 to 817 code for a protein of 131 amino acids. The transcript has 3 exons. The record is from RefSeq and is a predicted model, not a curated record. NCBI's taxonomy places the organism in Eukaryota, Metazoa, Arthropoda, Insecta, Hymenoptera, Ichneumonidae.
CUUUUUUCGUACUCUCUUUUUUUUUCAUGAAGACUCGGUUUUUCGUGGUCUUGGUAUCCGCGACAAAAAGUUGUCGCUCUUUAUUGUACGUGUAUCUGUUACGGAGUGGAAAUCAUGAUCAUGUUUUUAUUUUUAUUUAUAACUUAACACAUUACGGUUGAAAUAACGCUUUCUCUAUGUCUGGUAAAGAACAAGAGAUUUUUCACACUUUCACGAAGAAAGCGCGAUCGAUUGAGCGUAACGAUCUAAAAUAAGUUUUUUGUUUGUCCUUGUUUCUUCAACGCCAUCUUUCCUGGAGGACUGUAGCUUGUUUAACGAGUGGGAAAAAUGCUCAGUACGACUUUUCGAUCCAUCCGAUUCAAAUAAUAUAUUCCACUUGCUUCCCGAUAACCUAGUAUCGUUAUAAAUCGCGACAAAAAUCAUGGGAUAUUCAUUACUUAUCCUCGUAAUCUUCAACGUUACUCUCUUGCCGGCAACGUGUCGUAAUUAUCGUAGAAUAAGAGAUAACAACAAUGCCAAUCUUCCAAACUCUCGUCAAGACGACGUCAACUCGAUUCGACGAAUUUUCAGUGAUGAUUUACCGCGACGAGCCCUCGUUGAUAUUCUGCAAAAAGGACAGUACUUUCAAGACAUAUUCUCUGAACACCUCGAGCCCCUGAAAAUUCAAUUUGGACAUGUAUGUGAAAAUCCUCACGAAUGGGAGCAGCGGUUCGAACGGAAGGAUCUGAAAAACAAUCAACACCAGGGCAAGGUUCGUUGGGGCAAUAAAAAUGCAGAAUAUGGUGAACACUACUGGGAUCUCAAUCACGGUCAAUAAAUUCGUUGUAUAUAUAUAAUAAUAAUACCAAAAAAGUAAAGAAAGAACGCCAAGGAUUUAAAAAUUGCGACCUUUAGUUAUAAAACGACCAAUCUAUGUACAUGGAAGAGAAAGUAUAUAGAAGAGAGCGUUUUUGGCGAGAGGGGUCGCGGCCGGACGCACCGUCAUUCUUGCCCAAUGGCGCGCAUAAAGCGGGAAUAGCUUGGGUGAGACGAAAAAGUAGAGAAAUAUUCCACUAUUAUUACAAGAUGAACGUGUAGUUUGAUGUAAACACGUGCUCUUUGUGUCUUGCCUUAAAGGCCGGAAGUUCCCUAAAAAUUCAAUUUUAAUUGACGAAACUAUACCUCGAGAUUUCCUUCACGAAUCAACUUUCAAGAAAAAUCA